CGCCAGGACGUGCCGCUUCUUACUCUGACUGAUCUGCACACUUCCUUCAUGAUGGAGCACCACUUAAGACGCCAGACCUCUCAAAACUAUGGUUUUUCUGCAAUGACAGGAUUCACUCCUGGACCUGUACAAAUUAGAAGGGCCUACGCACAUAGUGUCAGCGGAGGAGCAGGCGGCCAUGGAACCAGGAUCUCCAGCGCCAACUAUGGCGGAAGGGUUAGCGGUGGCUUCGGCAGCGGGUUUGACUACCAGUCCUCUAGUUCCACCUCUGGGACCCUGGCCAUUGGGAACGAGAAGGUUGCCAUGCAGCACCUCAACGACCGUCUGGCCAGCUACCUGGAGACGGUGAGGAAUCUAGAGAAGGCCAACCACCACCUGGAGAUCAAGAUCAGAGAGACCAUCGAGAAGAGAGGCCCCUUGGAGGGGAGGGACUAUGGCAAGUACAACGCCAUCAUCUCGGACCUGAGGGCCAAGAUCCUUGACAUGAUCAAGGGCAACACCCAUCUUCAUAUCGCUCUUGACAAUGCAAGCCUUGCUGCAGACGACUUCAGGGGCAAGAUGGAGUAUGAGCUGUCCAUGCGGCAGACGGUGGAGGCUGACGUUGCCAGACUGAGGAAGCUCCUGGAUGACACCAACGUAAUACGAAUGCACCUGGAGACCGACAUCGAGUCGCUGAAAGAAGAGCUGAUCACCCUGAAAAAGAACCAUGCGACAGAUGUUGCAGAACUGCGUGCCCAGAUCAGUCAGGCUGGCGUCCAGGUGGAUGUCGAUGCUCCUAAAGGGCAUGAUCUGUCCAAAAUUAUGGAGGAGAUUAGAGCUAAGUACGAGAGGAUAGCACUGAAGAACCAGGAGGAGCUCAAAGCAUGGCACGAUUCUCAGAUUACAGAGGUGCAAGUCCAAGUGACAGAAAGCUCAACAGCUCUGAAGGAGAGCACAACUAUUCUGACUGAAACCAGGAGGCGGUAUCAGGGCCUGGACAUUGAACUGCAGUCUGCGCUUAGUCUGAAAGCGUCCCUGGAGGCCACCCUGCGUGACAUCGAAAAGCGUUACAGCAUGGAGUUGGAGAAGUAUAACGUAAUCAUCGUAAAGCUGCAGGAGGAGCUGUCUCAGAUCCGCAUCGACAUCCAGCACCACGCAAGGGAGUACGAGCACCUGCUCAACAUCAAGGUGAAACUGGAGGCUGAGAUUGCCGAGUACAGGAGGCUGCUGGAUGGUGAAUUGAGACUGGAGGAUGCAGUUGACUCGAAGACAGUCCAAACCAAAGUGGUGACACUCACUCAGACUUUGGUUGAUGGCAAAGUGGUGUCAGAAAGCAAGGACGUCAAAUCCAGCGAAAAUGUUGUGUAACAUGACAAUGCUAUGUAACUAUAUUUCCAUGAAUCUCUGUCUGUGUCUAUGAGUCUGUUCUUUGCACAUCUCAACGAUGAAACAUCCCGUCUACAUCUGUAUCGCAGGGGACCUGAGGAGGUGCAGUGUCGAGUUUGAAGAAAUUAAGUUUUGGCCCGUUUACGCUGUCACAUGAUGAUGUCACAUUCUGUUAAGACAUAUGCAGAGAUUGGAGAAACGAGUUAUUAUAAACCGAAAAAAAUAAGAAAACCUUGUCAUCGAAAAUAAAAAGAACCACAAAAAAAAUGCA
Molecule: messenger RNA, 1636 nt
Organism: Stegastes partitus (bicolor damselfish)
Lineage: Eukaryota; Metazoa; Chordata; Actinopteri; Pomacentridae
Product: keratin, type I cytoskeletal 18-like
Exons: 7
Coding region: 49-1347 (432 amino acids)
Biological process (GO): intermediate filament cytoskeleton organization
Cellular component (GO): cytoskeleton; keratin filament
Molecular function (GO): structural molecule activity
Source: RefSeq, a predicted model, not a curated record